UCCUCACAGCCCCGGAGCGCGGCCUGCCGGGGAGGUGGUUCCAGUGCUCCCCACACAGUCACACUCCGCGCACUCACACACUUGGAAGCGCCUCCCCACGUCCCUCCCCUGCCCUUCUCUUGCUCUGCUCUCUUCUCCCUCACCACAAAUAGUCGCCGACCUACUGCCAAUCCGCCUCUCUCUCUCUCUCUCUCUCUCAACAUGACUGACUGGAAAGCGGUGGCUCGGGCAGAGCAGCUCUGCUGGCGCAGGCAGGAGGAGCAGGAGGAUUAUUAAAUAACGCAGCUCGACUCGGUGCAACUGAGAGUGGAGAGAAGGAGCCCAACGGCCGAGAAAGGGAGGGAGGGCAGAGGAGGGGGACCAGGAAGGACAACCCGGUGCCCCGAAGACAUAAAUCCCUGAGUGUCCGGGAGGAGCCUUAACAAGCGGCACGGAGCCCUCAAGGCUGCUAAGUUGGCUUUCACAGUGCAAGUCUUGGAGUCCCAAUGGGGGACUCAGGAUCAAGACGAUCUACCCUGGUCUCUAGGUUGCCAAUAUUCAGAAGAAGUAUUAGCAGAAGACAUGAUUCUCUUCCUUCUUCACCUUCUUCCAGUAAUACAGUUGGUGUCCACAGUUCCUCUCCUUCCAGCACUAACUCAAGCUCAGGUAGUACAGGUAAACGGAGGAGCAUAUUUCGUACUCCUUCCAUUAGCUUCCAUCAUAAGAAGGGGAGUGAGCCUAGGCAAGAGCCUACCAACCAGAACCUUAGUAUUUCAAAUGGUGCUCAACCUGGUCACAGCAAUAUGCAGAAACUGAGCUUGGAAGAACAUAUUAAGACCAGGGGAAGACAUUCUGUUGGUUUUAGCAGUUCACGAAAUAAGAAGAUAACGAGAUCUAUGACAGAGGAUUUCGAAAGGGAAAAAGAACACUCAACUAAUAAGAAUGUCUUUAUCAAUUGUCUAAGUUCUGGCAAAAGUGAGGGGGAUGAUUCUGGAUUCACAGAAGACCAAACUCGUCGUUCUAUUAAGCAAUCAACAAGGAAGCUACUCCCUAAAUCUUUUUCAUCUCACUAUAAAUUUUCUAAACCAGUUCUACAGAGCCAAUCCAUUUCAUUGGUACAACAGUCUGAAUUCUCAUUGGAAGUUACACAGUACCAAGAGAGAGAACCUGUAUUAGUAAGAGCUUCGCCAUCCUGUUCUGUGGAUGUAACAGAACGGGCAGGAAGCUCUUUACAAUCUCCUUUGCUUUCUGCUGAUCUUACCACAGCUCAGACACCUUCAGAAUUUUUAGCUUUGACUGAAGAUUCUGUGUCUGAAAUGGAUGCAUUUUCUAAAAGUGGAAGCAUGGCAUCCCACUGUGACAACUUUGGCCACAAUGAUUCUACCUCUCAGAUGUCUGUCAAUCCUGCUGCUGUUACAAAGACAACAAUAGAAUUUAUGGGAAAUGUUCCCUGUGCAAUUAUGUCUCCUGGGAAAUCUAGGUUAGAGGGUCAAUGUAGCACUGAAUAUAAUUCCUUACCAGAAACCUGUGUUGCUAAUCAGAAGGAAGUGUUAUUACAAAUUGCUGAACUACCUGCUACAAGUGUCAGCCACUCAGAGACUAACUUACCAGCAGAUAUUGAAAGAGAAGAAAAUAUAGGGUUACAAAAUGGCGAAACAAUGCCGGGAACGAACUCCCCAAGGAAAUUUGGAUUUUAUGAACAGCAUAAAGCAAUAGCUGAACGUGUUAAAGGGAUCCAUCCUAUUUCAGAUUCAAAGAUAAUACCUGCUUCUGGUGAUCAUCAUAUUUUUAACAAAACAUCAUAUGGAUAUGAAGCGAAUCCUGCCAAAGUUCUUGCCAGUAGCCUCAGUCCAUUUCGUGAAGGAAGAUUUAUAGAGAGGAGACUGCGAUCCUCAUCAGAAGGCACUGCAGGGAGUAGCAGAAUGAUUUUGAAACCAAAAGAUGGAAAUAUAGAAGACGUGAAUAGCUUAAGAAAGCAAAGAGCAGGUUCUUCAUCUUCAAAAAUGAACAGUUUGGAUGUUUUGAAUAAUUUGGGAUCUUGCGAACUAGAUGAAGAUGAUCUAAUGCUUGAUCUUGAAUUUUUAGAGGAACAGAAUCUUCACCCUUCUGUUUGCCGGGAGGAUUCAUAUCACUCUGUCGUCUCAUGUGCUGCUGUAGUUCUUGCUCCUAUGGAACCAACAAUAGAAAUGAAGAAAAGAGAAGAACCAAAAUUUCCUGAGCCUUCCAAACAGAAUCUUUCCCUGAAGUUAACAAAGGACAUUGAUCAAGAAGCCAGGUAUUCCCACAUCAGCCGAAUGCCCAACAGUCCAUCUGCAGAUUGGCCCCUACAAGGUGCGGAAGAAAAUGGAGGCAUAGAUUCUCUGCCAUUCAGACUGAUGUUACAGGACUGCACAGCAGUCAAGACGUUAUUAUUGAAGAUGAAGAGAGUUCUUCAAGAGAGUGCAGACAUGAGUCCAGCAAGCAGUACCACGUCACUUCCUGUUAGUCCUCUUACUGAAGAGCCAGUGCCUUUCAAGGAUAUAAUGAAAGAUGAAUGCUCGAUGCUCAAGCUGCAGCUGAAAGAGAAGGAUGAAUUCAUUUCCCAACUUCAGGAAGAGCUGGGAAAAGUCCGGCAUUUACAGAAGGCUUUUGCUUCAAGAGUAGAUAAAUCCACACAGACUGAACUACUAGGCUAUGAUGCCCUGUGGAAUCCUACAUACACUGAAGGUUUAUUUAAAUCAGUACACAUUUCAACUUAGCUUAAAUCAUUAUUUGACAAUAAGAAAUGCAUCCCUAAUCUGUGACAUGCAAAAUAUUGAGUAAAAUCAAUUUUUUCAUCAUUUCCUAUUUUAAAUGUGUAAUAUAGAAAUAUUUUCAUUUCAAAUACUUCACAGUUUUUGCAUUUGCAAAAAUCAUAAAUACUGAUGAAUUAAGAUUCAACAAACAUAUGUCUGCUUUAUUCUCAUUGUAUUUUUAAAACAAAAAUAGAUUUUUGUUUAAAAAUUAUUUCUAUAUCAUAUAUUCUAAAAUGUAAUAUUCCACUUGGCAGUAAGUAUUUUUUUUUCACUCUUCUCAUCCAUGUCAUUGAUUUCCCUGGUUAUAAUCUUAAUUUAAUUUCAUCACAUAUUCUAUGUACAUUAGAUUAAAUUUGAAAACAAUGCCUUUAGUAUCUUCCAUCUUAGUAGGAAAGUUCCUACUGAAGAACAAAAUAUCUACAAUCUUCAUUCUUUUGCAUCAAGACCAAAAGAUGAAAGCAGUGUGUCUUUAAAUGAAUAAAUAAUGAAGAGUCUCAUUCAUAACUGUUAUAUUUAUUUCUGUUAUAACAGAAAAUGUAACACCUAUUUAGAUCCCUAAAUAGUUGAGGACUAUUUAUUAGAAAUUAACCUCAUAUUUAAGAGAGUCUCCUGAAUGUAUCAUAAAAGGAUAUCUGUGCCUGGACUUGACAUUGCUUCCUGAUUUCUGUGUGUCAUGUUUGUUGCCUUUAUUACAGGUCACUUUAAUUAUGAAGUGACCAAGUGGCUACAAGGCACUCCUGAAUGUUGUAGUUUACUGCAAGGAUAGGUGACAGAGAUAGACAGCCCAAAGAAUGGUUCAAUGUUGUGGGCAGGGUUCAGGGCAAUAGAAAAGCCAUAGAACCAAGAAGAAGAAAGCCUGUUUUACCAAGAGUUCUCUGUGUCAUACAAACAGACAAUGAAGUAAUCAUGGUUAAUGGUGGUAACCAUUAUAAAUAUGUUAUGAAACUACUUAAAUUAUUUCAAUCAUUAUGUAACAUAUAUUAUGAAUCAUAAAUGCUGGAUGUAAAACAUGGUAUUAAAAUAAAAAUUAUUAAUAUAUUUAUUUAUACAAAA
Messenger RNA from Sapajus apella (tufted capuchin), 3806 nucleotides. RefSeq names its product coiled-coil serine rich protein 1 (gene CCSER1). The record is from RefSeq and is a predicted model, not a curated record. The transcript has 10 exons. The coding region runs from base 486 to 2717 and encodes 743 amino acids. Lineage: Eukaryota; Metazoa; Chordata; Mammalia; Primates; Cebidae.